Messenger RNA from Megalobrama amblycephala (Wuchang bream), 1093 nucleotides. RefSeq names its product splicing factor U2AF 35 kDa subunit. The record is from RefSeq and is a predicted model, not a curated record. Gene Ontology annotation, biological process: mRNA splicing, via spliceosome. NCBI's taxonomy places the organism in Eukaryota, Metazoa, Chordata, Actinopteri, Cypriniformes, Xenocyprididae. The coding region runs from base 210 to 902 and encodes 230 amino acids. Gene Ontology annotation, cellular component: U2AF complex; spliceosomal complex. The transcript is spliced from 9 exons. Gene Ontology annotation, molecular function: pre-mRNA 3'-splice site binding; metal ion binding.
UCUCGCUGUGCAUUGCUGAGCAAGAUUGAAGGCUCCCGUGUGUGGCAGUGGCUCUGGUAACAUCUAUCAUGCUUCCAGUAGGUGUAGAAGAAAAACAACUGACAAAUUAAGAGACAUUUUAAUGUGGACAUGUGUGCGCGCUCGCGAAGCCGGAAGAUCAGUCAUAAUGACGUAGAUCGCAGAUUCGUAGCUGAAUUGGGCCGUUCAAGAUGGCGGAGUAUCUUGCGUCCAUUUUUGGUACAGAAAAGGACAAGGUCAAUUGCUCAUUUUAUUUCAAAAUUGGAGCUUGUCGUCAUGGAGAUCGGUGCUCUAGAUUACACAAUAAACCAACUUUCAGUCAGACCAUCUUGAUUCAAAACAUCUACCGUAACCCCCAAAACAGUGCACAGACGGCCGACGCCUCUCGCUGUGCUGUUAGUGAUGUGGAAAUGCAGGAACAUUAUGACGAGUUUUUUGAGGAAGUCUUUACAGAAAUGGAGGAGAAGUAUGGAGAGGUCGAGGAGAUGAAUGUGUGCGAUAACCUUGGUGAUCAUUUGGUUGGAAAUGUUUAUGUGAAGUUUCGGCGGGAAGAGGAUGCUGAAAAGGCUGUAUUGGACUUGAAUAAUCGCUGGUUUAAUGGCCAGCCGAUACAUGCAGAGCUUUCUCCAGUUACAGACUUCAGAGAAGCCUGCUGCAGACAAUAUGAAAUGGGGGAGUGCACUAGAGGCGGUUUCUGUAAUUUCAUGCACUUGAAACCCAUUUCUCGAGAACUGAGGAGAGAGCUUUAUGGACGUCGUAGGAAAAGACAUCGUUCUCGGUCAAGGUCUCGUGAAAGACGUUCUCGUUCACGGGAUCGUAGCCGUGGAGGUCGUGAACGUGAGAGGAGGAGAUCAAGAGAUCGGGAACGUUCUGGAAGAUUUUGAGCUAUGACACAGUUUUGUUGCCUUUGUUUUAUUGCUUGACUUCAAUCAAUGACCAGCACUUAUUUGAAACAUCAGAUGUCAUCUUGUUACAUGCGUGAAGCCCUUUUGUUUGUCCCUUUGUGUUUCUUUACAUUUUUUUUUAAGUGUACAAUUAUGAAUUUUGUUUCUCAAUAAAAGUGAAUUUUUAUAAA